GAAUUAUCAUUGUUGACAAUUACCCACACGUUGAGCGGAGAAUCUAUAACCAAAGCCAACAGCAUUGAACCUCUCCCAAUAUCCCUCGCCUCUCCUAAUACUCAACAGACACGCAUUUAAUCUGCUUGCAUCUACAAUUGACAGCAUGGGCACAUCGCUGGCUCCCGAGGGCGAGAGCGAGAGCGAGAGCGAAGUUGACAUGUUCCAGAGAAUGUCGCAAACCUUCCGUCAAAUGGCAGAAAUCGCUCGAAACAUCGACGUGCAUGAGGAGGAAAAGAUAUUCUAUAGCCACCUAGCGCUUCAUUGCAUGAGAUUCGAAGUAUGCAUAGAGCGCGCACGCCCCGUUUCAUCUCGAUUUAACGGAGAUGUAAUCGAUCGCGCUUUGUCCUAUUUUUACUCGUUGAUUCCAGAAAUUGGCUUCCACGAAAGGCCACAUCACAAGCUUCGACUUCAGGAUCUUAAUGCAUCCUGGAACAAAACCAGAAAGCAGGAGCACAAUGCGCAAGUCAAGUUUGUUACACAAUGGAUGAAACUCGGAUCACCCGAGGACCAUCUUAAUCGAAUAGACGAAGGAUUGGAGGAUUGCGCAGAUAUCUUAGAGAAACAACAGAAACAACAGCAACAGCAACAGCAACCAGAAAAUGUGUUGAAAAAGCACUCGCAUGAUGUCUUAUCCGCCAGCAAUUACGAGCCAUCAUAUGUUGUAUGGAAAGCAGCCCAAGCCCUGUUUGAAGCACUACAAAAAUGCAAGGGCUGUUCUUGCUCCAAACCGCAUGAAUUUGGAGCCAAACUUGAGAUGGGAACUUAUCGCAGACCCGUAAAAAAGACAGACAAGAGUCUAAAUACCAGGUCUAAUCCAAGCGUCAUGCGUUGCAAGGAUGGUGACGCAACUAGGAUACUGGAUUUCGAAAUGUUUCUUUCCAUGGAGCAUAAAUGGCACGAGAUUCGCGUCCAAACGGUCAAGGAGAGAGUCGUCGGGUUUGCCAUGGAUGGCCACGCUCCUCCAUCUCUUGAAGCUCAUAAAGCCAAGGUCGUGGAGAAUCUUUGCAAAUCAAUUGAUAGCACAAAGUCAACAGCAUGGCAGCGCCUCGUAUUAAAGCUAAAAAAAGGCCAACUUUUCAGCGAAAGAGUUGAAAAGACCAAUUUUUGGAUUGAUAAGUCUGCUGAACCCAUUUCCCUGCUGAAAUGUUUUGAAGAGAGGCGCGAAUUCUUCACAGAGAAGACCAAGCGCAUAUUAUCUCUCAUCAUAGGAUAUGCGGUUCUUCACUUGAAUAGAACAUCUUGGCUUCAGUCGGGUUGGGGGUCAGCAAAUAUUAAAUUCUUUCAGACAACUACUCGGAAGACACCCUUGAGACCAUUCAUCCAAGUCGAUUUGCCUGAAGCUGGUACAACUACAGACGUUGAGCCUGACAGCGCUGACAAAGACGAAGCAAGCUUUGAAGACCUCGAUGCGGGACAUCCCUGUCCAGCGCUGAUUGCUUUGGCAAUUGUUUUGAUAGAGGUCUACUUUGCGAAGCCUUUUACCAAGCUAGCUCAGAUGAGUGGUAUCCCGCUUGAGAGUUCCAGUGGGCACAUAACACUAGUAGACGUUUGUCAGGUCUUCAAUGGUGAAGAUGAAAACGAGAUUGAGGGAUGGCGAUCUCAGAUCCCGGAAGACUCUCCUCUUCUCAAGGCGAUAGACAACUGCUUGGAUACAGCGAGGUGGGAAGACGAGGAAGGCGACCCUCUUGAUAAUGCAGCAAUGAAAUCUCAGAUCUACCAAGACGUUGUUCGGCCAUUGGAGCUCCACUUGACAUCUGGUUUUAGCAGUAUUCCUCUAGACGACGUGGAUGACUAUGCAAGACAGCUUGACUUUGGGCAAUGGGGUCAGAUAAUAAACGAUCAUGAGUCACAGACAUCUACUUCUACUCUGCCCCAAGAGCCGCUUAUACACCAACGAAGCCCUUCACCCGCUGUUAUGCUACUCGAUUCAGGCCAAUUGGGAGUACAAUUGGGCCCACCGCCGCUGCAGAAACUUUUACAUCAAAUCUCAAUGGCUAACUCUUUCGCUUCGUCUUCGCCCUCUUUGAAGAGUUUGAGUUCUUUCUCAAGUUACGAGCCUAAUUAUCGAGCAUCUCAAUUUUUUGACGACGAAAUCAGCGAUGGAGGAUAUUUCAACGCAAAGACAAAGGACUAUAUAAGAUGGAGAUUUGAGUACGAAAAUGUCUAUGCCAAAUGUAUCAGAGCGUACCUUCCAGAUCCUCCCUCAGGACCUGUGAAGAUUGCCAUUCUAGAUACGGGUAUAGAUCGCGACCAUGAUGCCUUUGAAGCCUAUGAGGAAAAUAUUAAAGCAAAGUUUAAUUUCUAUAAUAAAAGUCGAAACUCCAUUCCCGAUUUGAACGGACAUGGCACUUUUACUGCCAGUCUGUUACUCGACUACGCCCCUGAUGCGGAACUCUACAUUGCCAAAAUUGCAGACAGAGAGAACGCAACACCAAAUGCAAAAGUUGUUGUGGAUGCAAUCAACCACGCAAUUGACAACUGGAAUGUAGAUAUCAUCUCUCUAUCGUUUGGAUGGCCUUCUACAAAUUUCGAAGGCUAUGACGACCUUGAGGAUGCCAUAGACAGGGCACACGGGAAGAAAAUCCUUAUUUUUGCCGCCGCUUCCAACAGCGGUGGCAAACUUGGUCGAGCCUAUCCUGCGAGCAGUUCACAGGUUAUCUGUGUCCAUUCUACUGAUACCUUGGGAACUCCAUCAGGCUUUAGCCCAACUGCAGAGCCCGACAAUCUCAAUUUUGCAACAGUUGGCGAGUCGAUCGAGUCGGCAUGGCCAAUGCUGCUUUGCAACGACACAGCAACUCCACAAAGGUAUGUCAAAUCACGUUCGGGGACAUCAUAUGCAACGCCGAUCAUGGCAGGAAUCGCGGCUUUCUUGUUACAGUAUGCAAGGCUUCACUUACCAGAGAAAGCUGCAUUCGCUCUCAAAAGAAAGGAAAAAAUGGAGGCUUUACUGAAAAGAUGCGCCAAGCGAGGGCCUAACUACGCGCCAAGAGGCAAUUAUUACUACGUCGAAUUAAGUCUACAUCAGCAUAAUUUAUUUGGAAGGGAGUUGGAUAGGAUUAAUGACGAGAUUUUGGAGACUCUAAAGAGAUAGAAGCAUUGUUUGAGGUUUAUGAAGUCAGUCUUAGAAGUAAUAUCACUAUGCGUCAUUAGUUUCUCGUGGAACUGCGCAGACCACAAC
Trichoderma harzianum CBS 226.95 is the source of this 3220-nucleotide messenger RNA. RefSeq lists its product as hypothetical. The transcript has 3 exons. Gene Ontology annotation, biological process: proteolysis. NCBI's taxonomy places the organism in Eukaryota, Fungi, Ascomycota, Sordariomycetes, Hypocreales, Hypocreaceae. Gene Ontology annotation, molecular function: serine-type endopeptidase activity. The coding region runs from base 146 to 3133 and encodes 995 amino acids. The record is from RefSeq and is a predicted model, not a curated record.